UUCCCCUCUGGCAAUUUUAGCAUGAAGGCUUAUGAUCUGUCCUGUGCUUAGGCCUUUUUCUCGUUUUUGAAACCACUGUUCUCAAUAAACAUUGGCGCUUUGGACGUUAAGGCACUCUAAUAAUCUGUGACAUUAGCUAGACUUGUUGCCUGCCUUUAGUGCACCUUUAUUCAUAGCCCUUAAAAAAGGAAAGUUGCAGAGGUUUUGAAGGCAGCUUUAUGAGGAUGAAAUGCUAAUGUUCGAGCGGAAAAGUAAAAAAUGUAUCCCCACUGUGUUCAACUUGUCAAUCAACUUGUCGAUGCCUGCUGUCCACCCCUCCCUCCUUCCCCAAACAUUUUGUUUCUUUUCACUUUUACAUAAAACUAUGCCACUGAAAUUGUGAAGUGAUGCACUCAUGAUUGAUUUCAAACGACGUGUAAUUUCAGCAAAGGGUGUUGAUCUUUUGGCACUGAUAUGGACAACCACACCGUGGACUCUGCCAGCAAACCAGGCCAUCUGCUUCUCACCGAAUCAUCAGUACAGCAUUGUUCGAAUGAGCAACACUCGGAGACACUUGCUCGUGGCUUCGGACCUGAUCUCUCACCUUCAGGAAAAACUCAAAGAAGAUUUGGAGGUUGUAGCUACUUUCGCAGGAAGCGACGUGUUAUCCGACGCCACGUAUGCACACCCUCUCUAUCCUGACAAGGAGCUGAGGUUUUUGCCGGGAGACUUUGUAACCAUGGAUAAAGGCACGGGAUUGGUCCAUUCGGCUCCCAGCCAUGGCUUUGAGGAUUACCAGAAUGCCCUGAAGCACGGUAUAGCUAUGGAGGACUGUCUUGUGGACGAGGAGGGACGUUUCGCAUCAAGCUGCAGGCCAGAGCUGCGCGGUCUUCCAGUGCUGACCGAGGGCGCCGAGGCCGUCACAAAGCUGCUGGCCAAUCACGUCAUCCGAACUGGCAGCUACACCCACAGUUAUCCCUACGACUGGCGCAGCAAACAGCCCGUCAUCGUCAGGUCUUCUCGGCAGUGGUUUAUCAACCUCGACGAUGACAUGAGGCAGCGGGCACUGGGCUGCCUCAAACGAGUGCAGAUUUUGCCGGAAUCGGCGCGCACCAUGUUUGAGAACCAGUUGGCGCAGCGACCCCACUGGUGCAUUUCCAGGCAACGGUACUGGGGCGUCCCAAUACCGGUGGUUUUUCAGGAUGAAAGGUCACUCACUUCAAGAGAAUUCGUCGGACACGUCUGCAAGCUUAUGAACGCAAGAGGACCGGAUGUGUGGUGGACAGCCACUGACAAGGAGCUUUUGCCUGAUGAAGUGCGCAAACAGCUUGGAGUUGGUAAGGAUGCGGCUUUAACACGAGGCCAAGACAUUAUGGACAUCUGGCUCGAUAGCGGGCUCAGCUGGAAAAUGGUUCUUCCAGAACCUUGCCAAGCAGACGUCUACCUGGAAGGCCUCGACCAGGUUCGAGGUUGGUUCCAGUCUUCGCUACUCACGAGUGUCGCACUGACGGGCAAAGCACCUUACAGGAAACUGUACAUGCAUGGCUUCACACUGGAUGCUGAGGGCCGCAAGAUGUCCAAGUCGUUGGGGAACGUCAUUGACCCCGAGACGAUAACAAAGGGUGGAAAGGACCUCAAAAAGGACCCUGCCUUUGGAGUCGACGUGCUUCGGUGGUGGGUCGCCGCCCACACAAGCAACCACGAAAAUGUUCCUGUAGCCAAGCACGUCCUGGCAGAGUGCCAAGAAAACGUUGCAAAGCUCCGGGGCACGCUGAGGUUCUGCCUUGGAGCACUCUCCGACUUCGAUUACUCGCAUCACGUUUUGCCGUACGAAGAGAUGCUCCCGUUAGACCGGUUCAUGCUCCACCUUCUGCGAGGAUUUCAUGAUCGGGUCACAUCCCUGUAUGAUGAAAUGAGGUACAACCAUGCCUGUUCUGCUGUGCUGAACUUCGUUGUAAAUGAAGCGUCAUCUUUCUACUUCCAAGCUGUGAAGGACAGGCUCUACUGCGACGCGGAGAACUCCGCGAAUCGGAGGUCCUGCCAGACGGCUUUGAGUCAUGUGCUAGACGUGCUGGUGAAGCUUACCGCUCCGGUAGUUCCGCACCUUGCAGAAGAAGUCUUCUACCACCAUGCAGACCCUGGCAAGUACGACACUGGUGUUUUCCGGCGUAUGUG
Molecule: messenger RNA, 2154 nt
Organism: Dermacentor silvarum
Lineage: Eukaryota; Metazoa; Arthropoda; Arachnida; Ixodida; Ixodidae
Product: isoleucine--tRNA ligase, mitochondrial-like
Exons: 14
Biological process (GO): isoleucyl-tRNA aminoacylation
Cellular component (GO): cytosol
Molecular function (GO): aminoacyl-tRNA deacylase activity; tRNA binding; isoleucine-tRNA ligase activity
Source: RefSeq, a predicted model, not a curated record